Molecule: messenger RNA, 1146 nt
Organism: Humulus lupulus (European hop)
Lineage: Eukaryota; Viridiplantae; Streptophyta; Magnoliopsida; Rosales; Cannabaceae
Product: NDR1/HIN1-like protein 13
Exons: 2
Coding region: 168-971 (267 amino acids)
Cellular component (GO): plasma membrane
Source: RefSeq, a predicted model, not a curated record
CACUCAUCAUCGAAACAAACACACACACACAUAUAUAUAUACAUAUAUUUGGAGGGGUUCUAAGCCUUACUCUUCCCUUGGUUUCAGAGACACGAAAAAAAGAAGAAGAAAGCUUCGAUUCGAAGAGUGAUUCACUGAGUUCCGAUUCAAUUCAGAAGAGAAAACCAAUGGCCGACCGAAUCCAUCCUCGUGACUCGCCUCUUACGAUGUCUCCUAACGACUCAUCGGAAAUGCCUCUGAAACCCAUUCCUCCCUUUUCGCCGGAAAAGCCAGUACCUCCGCCUGGAACUUACGUCAUUCAGAUCCCUAAAGAUCAAGUCUACCGCGUUCCUCCACCAGAAAACACCCGCCGCUUCCAGCAAUACGCUCUCCGGAAAUCUGACCGAGGCUGGUGCCGGAGCUGCUUCUGCUGGUUUCUCCUCCUCCUCGCCGUUUUCGUCGUUCUUUUUGGCAUCACCGGCGCCGCACUCUACCUUGUUUACAAACCAGAAUCACCAAAAUACAACGUCACGAGCUUCGCCAUCAAGGGAAUCAAUGUCUCGUCGCCGACUCCGACGAUUUCUCCGGUCAUCGACGUCACCGUUAGAGCUGAAAACCCUAACGAUAAGGUUGGAAUAUACUACGGGAAAGAUAGCUCUGCCACUGUGUACUAUUCCGACGUCCUGCUCGGGAAUGGCGCUAUCCCGGCGUUUUAUCAGCCGUCGAACAACGUGACGGUGUUAAAGGCAGCGUUAAAGGGGCCGGGGAUUGAGUUAACGAGUUCCGUUCUGAAAGCGUUAAGAAACGGAGAGAAGAAUGGGAAAGUACCGUUGAGAUUGACGGUGGAGAUUCCCGUUAAGCUAAAGGUUGGCUCCGUUAAGACUUGGGCACUUUCUGUCAAAGUCCGGUGUGACGUAACGGUGGAUAAGUUAACGUCGAAGGCAAAGAUCGUCUCUAAGGACUGUGAUUACAGUUGGACACCAUGGUGGUGAAAAUAGUAUAUUAUUUUUAUUUCUUUUUUUUUCUUUACUUUAUUAAUGGAUGUGUUAUAAUAGAGAUUUUUAUUAGAGAUGGAAAUAAUUUUGAUUGUAUACAAAAGGACAAAGAUUAAUUUGUUUUGAUUCAAUUUUGUAUAAUUUUAUUAUGUAAUAUACGUCACAUUUGGUA